CGACCGUAAAAGUUAAAACGUAAACUCAGUUUUUUUGUUUUGUAAGCAGGGUAUAGUUUUCGGGAUUUUAGUUUUCCAUUGGUUUUAUUAAAAAUAAGUUGCUUAUAAGUUGCACAGAAUACAGACUAUACGUUCUUGAUAGAAAAUAAUGAGCGCAGGAUACGAUUAUGUUUUAUCUGAUGCACCGAUACCAUUGUUUUGUUUUGGUUUAUGGUCAUACCGAUCAAAACAGUGCAGAUUGCCGCUCAGGUGCGCACGACAAAUGGUGGCACGGUAAGACGAUGCGAGUGCUUUUAUGGAUUCACCCGAUCCAAGGACACUUCGUUGAAACGACUGUAAAUCCAGCGCACAACUAAAUGAAAGCUCUGUAAAGACAACCAAGUUCUUCGAUAUCGGAUCUUCGCAAGGGAUGUGAGUGAAGCCAUCGGCCCAUCACGAGAUUCGGAAAACUGAUUUAAAUAUGGACGCUGGUGGCAGCUUGCGGGAGCGAGGACGCCGCGAUGGAUCGUCGAAAUCGGAUGAUCAUUCAAACCCCCGCGCUGAAGCCAAAGACAUCAAGGAUGGUGAUGCAGCGGACGGGCACUGUCGAAAAAUUUACGGAAUAAUUUUCGUUAUAUUACUGAUUGAUCUCUUGGCAUUUACUUCCAUUUUACCGCUUAUGCCAGCGUUACUGGAUUUUUAUGGGAAAGAUGGCCAGGAUGUUACAUAUAAUGUGAUCCAGCAGUGUAUCGCAAAACUCCAAACAUUUUUGGGAAUUGCUGAUUUGCAAAAAUUCAGCUCGGUGUUGUAUGGAGGAAUUUUGGGAUCACUGUUUUCCCUCCUGCAGUUUCUGGCUUCUCCUUUAGUGGGAGCGCUGUCGGACGUGUACGGCCGGAAGCCCUUGCUGUUACUAACAACAAGUGGAAUUGCUGUUUCGUACUUGAUCUGGGCAUUGUCUUCGAGUUUCACCAUGUUCAUUGUGGCCAGAAUAGUGAUGGGUUUGAGUAAAGGCAAUAUCGGGCUCGGAACCGCAGUUGUGACGGAUGUGUCCACCGUGCAAACCCGGGGCAAAGGCAUGGCGCUGGUUGGAGUGGCUUUCUCAGUUGGAUUUAUAGUCGGUCCGAUGAUUGGAGCACUGUUUUCAUCCUACGCACAACGAAACAAUUUGUCCCUUUUUUACAUCUACGCAGCCCUUUUUGCGUUGGUGCUGGAAGUUGCCGAUUUAUUGGUUGUGUGGUUCGCAUUGCCCGAGACGCUGCCGAAACAUAAACGAGCGAAAUCGUUAAUACACAAUCUUAAGGAAGCUGUGUAUCUUAUCGAUCCCCGACAUUUGUUCAACUUUACCGCUGUAAAAGAUCUCAGCAACGCUGAUCGAGUGUGGAUACGGAAGAUUGGACUGACAAAUUUCCUGUUUCUCUUCUUUUUCUCUGGGUUGGAGUUUACUUUGACAUUUCUUACCCACACCAGAUUUAACUAUACCAGCAUGCAACAGGGCCGUUUAUUCUUAUUUGUGGGAAUCAUCAUGAUUCUGGUGCAAGGCGGAUUCGUCCGGCGCUUAAAACCAGGAAGCGAGAAGAGAACGGCAUUGAUGGGAUUGGCUCUAGUUGUACCUGCAUUUGUCAUUAUCGGAAUCGCUAACAGUCAGGGUGUGAUGUAUUUUGGAUUAUGUUUGUAUUCAUUUGGUUCCUCCACUGUUGUGCCUUGCCUGAUGACCAUGAUUUCUAAAUAUGGGCGAGAUGAUCAAAAGGGCACCAUUAUGGGGAUCUUCCGCUCUUUGGGCGCUUUUGCCCGAGCGACUGGUGUGCUUCCAGCGUCUGUUCUUUACUGGAUCUUGGGACCAACGUUUACCUAUUGUAUUGGCGGUUUGAUGUUACUUUUGCCGUUCUGUGUCCUAAAAUAGUGUCAUUCCUAUUUGAAUUCUUUUUGUCUGGUUUAGCUCGUUUGUAUAAAUUUAUAUUUUAAUAUAUAUUCGCAUACAUUUUUUAUUUUUAUAUGUUUAUGUAUAUCUGCCAUAAGAAACUUGAGCAUAAUGUCACCGGAACUCACUGGAAGACUUUGGGGCGCCGUCAGGCUAUCUUUAAUAAACACUAACAACAUGA
Messenger RNA from Paramacrobiotus metropolitanus, 2078 nucleotides. RefSeq names its product major facilitator superfamily domain-containing protein 10-like. Gene Ontology annotation, molecular function: transmembrane transporter activity. The transcript has 10 exons. Gene Ontology annotation, cellular component: brush border membrane. Gene Ontology annotation, biological process: transmembrane transport. Lineage: Eukaryota; Metazoa; Tardigrada; Eutardigrada; Parachela; Macrobiotidae. The record is from RefSeq and is a predicted model, not a curated record. The coding region runs from base 461 to 1879 and encodes 472 amino acids.